AUGGCUGCUGGACGAUUGCUACUUUAUGCUGGCCUUUCUUUAGCUUUGUGUGCUUUGGGCAUGCUAGCCGUGGCCAUCUGCUCUGACCACUGGUAUGAAACAGAUGCCAGGAAACAUCGGGAACGAUGCAAAACCUUCACCACGCGCCGGAACGACCCUGGCUUCAUUUAUAACUCUAACAAUAACCUGCCCCUCCGGGCCAGUCGGUCAAAGCUGGACCAUUGGGAAGGGAAACUUCUCUUGGCAAGAAACAAGAGGCAGCUCUUUGCCAUGAGUGCCGUUGAUGAGUGCAACAGGCAAUAUAAUUCAACCAACAUGGGACUUUGGAGGAAGUGCCAUCGGCUGGGAUUUGACCAAGAUGUGGAGGAACUCAUUGCUAAAGGCGCCAUUGACCAAUGUUCCUACAUCAAGUACCACUACUCCUCAGCAACCAUUCCUAAGAAUCUAACCUACAACAUUACCAAGACCAUCCGUCAAGAUGAAUGGCAUGCUUUACAUUUACGCCGAAUGACAGCUGGUUUUAUGGCUGGCGUGGCUAUCAUCCUAUUUGGAUGGAUUAUCGGGGUGCUGGGCUGCUGCUGGGAUCGAGGCCUUAUGCAGUAUGUGGCAGCUCUCUUCCUCAUGGGAGGAACCUUCUGCAUAAUUUCACUGUGCACAUGUGUAGCCGGAAUCAACUUUGAGCUCUCCCGAUAUCCCCGGUACCUGUAUGGACUCCCUGAUGACAUCAGUCAUGGCUACGGCUGGUCCAUGUUUUGUGCAUGGGGAGGCCUAGGUCUUACUUUGAUCUCUGGCUUCUUCUGUACCUUGGCCCCUUCUGUUCAACCUGUCCCCAGGACCAAUUGCCCCAAAUCGAGACCUGAGAAUGGGACAGUGUGCUAA
Messenger RNA from Thamnophis elegans (Western terrestrial garter snake), 879 nucleotides. RefSeq names its product transmembrane protein 178B (gene TMEM178B). NCBI's taxonomy places the organism in Eukaryota, Metazoa, Chordata, Lepidosauria, Squamata, Natricidae. The record is from RefSeq and is a predicted model, not a curated record. Gene Ontology annotation, cellular component: membrane.